CUAAGUUUUUCUGCAAUGCCAUUUUUCUUUGGAACAGGAUUGAAUCAUGUCGGAAAUGAUGUUGAUUAACGUUGAUAAUAUAGCACUUAGAGAUAACGACUAUAACAAAAUGUCGUUUAAUUCAAACACCAUGGAUGAUUCGUGUUUUUUGUUUUUAAAGUAUCCUUUUAUGAGGGAUAAUAGACCAUUUUUCUCUGAAGUAAAUCCUUAUUUUUCUCAAAACAAAUAUCUAGAUACAAAAGAAAAUGUUAUAUAUGAUCUAAAUAUAAACAGUUUGCAAAGGUCUGCUUUACUAGCUUCUCAGAAUAUGAAUCAGGGGAAUACUUUUCAAAAAUAUAAUUAUGUACCAGGAAUUAGAAAUCAAGAACAUUAUGGGUGUAGUCCAAUGUGCACUCCUGUUAUCAGUUAUUCAACAACGGAUCCUUUAACAUCGUUUUUCGAUUACGAAAAUAACACUGGAUUUUUUAAUGUUAAUAAUGUUGAUCAUAUCUCAAGGCAAAAUGAGUGUUUAUCAUCUGAUGUUGGAAUUUAUUCAGUGGAUACUGAAGUGUUGUCAACUUCGGCUAAUAUGAAUAAUGGCUUUCAUUCACAGCAUGUUCCAGACACUUUUCUUCCGUCUAAUAAUGUUAUGAUGACUGAUACAAAUGAUUUCUCCGGAUUUCAAAAAAUGCUUUUUAUAAAUAAUUCUAAUAUGAAACAAAAUAUGUGUUUUAAUUGUGGUGUAGACGAAACACCAUUGUGGCGGCGUACACCUGAUAAGAAAUAUUUAUUAUGCAAUGCCUGUGGACUUUAUUUGAAGCAUUAUAAGUAUAUGAGGCCUUUCGGGUCUCGUCAUAAGAAGCUACCUAAUUCUCAAUUAAGAUCAUCUGCAAAAAUGGUUUGUGUAAAUUGUCAAGUUACUCAGACAUCUUUAUGGCGUAAAAAUGAGUUUGGUAAACCUGUGUGUAAUGCAUGUGGUCUUUAUGAAAAAUUGCAUCAUACACAGCGGCCUGUUACCAUGCGUAAAGAACAAGUAGUUCGUCGUAGACGUUACAAGAAUUUUGUAGAAGAUUCUCAUAACGCUAAAGGUGAUGAUAGUGUUAAUGUAUCUGAUAAUAAAGUUUAGUGCAUGUAUGUUUAGUUUUUUGUUUUAGAGUUGUUUUUUGUUAAUAUUUGUUAAUAUUUA
This is a messenger RNA of Pneumocystis jirovecii RU7, 1165 nucleotides long. RefSeq lists its product as uncharacterized. Gene Ontology annotation, biological process: positive regulation of transcription by RNA polymerase II; negative regulation of transcription by RNA polymerase II. Bases 47 to 1105 code for a protein of 352 amino acids. The record is from RefSeq and is a predicted model, not a curated record. NCBI's taxonomy places the organism in Eukaryota, Fungi, Ascomycota, Pneumocystomycetes, Pneumocystales, Pneumocystaceae. Gene Ontology annotation, molecular function: RNA polymerase II cis-regulatory region sequence-specific DNA binding; DNA-binding transcription factor activity, RNA polymerase II-specific; zinc ion binding. The transcript has 3 exons.